AUGUCGUCUAAGGCAAACGUAGUCUUAGAGACUUUGAUUAUUGCUUUGAUCUAUUUCAGUGUAGUAGACUGUGACACAUGUCCAGCAGACAGCUUUGCAAACUCCUUAGCAGCUGACCAGUUUAGUUGUGCGAAGAAGUGGUUGCCGGUCAAGCAGCUUCAUUGGACGAAGAAGAAAAGAAUACUGGUAACCGGUGGUGCCGGUUUUGUUGGCUCUCAUUUAGUUGAUAAAUUAAUGCAAGAUGGCCAUGAGGUUAUAGCUCUUGACAAUUUUUUCACAGGAAAACGACAUAAUAUUGAACAUUGGAUUGGACAUAGUAAUUUUGAACUUUUACAUCAUGAUGUUACCAAUCCUAUAUAUGUGGAAGUGGAUGAAAUUUACCAUUUAGCUUCACCAGCGUCACCUCAACAUUAUAUGCAUAAUCCUAUACGUACUAUUAAAGCAAACACAUUGGGUACUUUAAAUAUGUUAGGAUUAGCUCGUCGUACAAAUGCCAAAUUUUUAUUCGCUUCUACUUCAGAAAUUUAUGGCGAUCCUGAAGUCCACCCUCAACCUGAAUCCUAUUGGGGUAAUGUAAAUCCAGUUGGUCCAAGAGCUUGUUAUGAUGAAAGUAAACGACUUGGUGAAACAAUGACUUAUGCUUAUUUUAGACAUCUUAAUCUUCCUGUUAGAGUUGCUCGUAUAUUCAAUACAUAUGGACCAAGAAUGCAAGUUAAUGAUGGUCGAGUGGUAACUAAUUUCAUUGCACAAGCAUUAAACAAUGAAUCGAUUACGGUAUAUGGGUUAGGAGAACAAACUAGAUCUUUUCAGUAUAUCAGCGAUCUUGUGAAUGGUCUUGUAGCUUUAAUGGAAUCCAAUUAUACAAUGCCUGUUAAUUUGGGAAAUCCUGUCGAGUUUACAGUGAAUGAAUUAGCGAUCAUGGUCAAGAAUUUUACAGACAGCAAAAGUGAUAUAAUUUAUCAACCGUUACCAAUUGAUGAUCCUCAACGAAGACAACCUGAUAUUAGUACAGCUAUAAAACAGUUAAAUUGGAAACCGACAGUAACUUUACAAGAAGGAUUAAGUAAAACUAUAAUUUAUUUCAAAGAUAUUUUAAAACCAUCAUCUGAAUGUGACGUGCAUUAG
This is a messenger RNA of Schistosoma guineensis, 1125 nucleotides long. The record is from the annotation of a GenBank genome assembly. NCBI's taxonomy places the organism in Eukaryota, Metazoa, Platyhelminthes, Trematoda, Strigeidida, Schistosomatidae.